Lethenteron reissneri (Far Eastern brook lamprey) is the source of this 4874-nucleotide messenger RNA. Its product is annotated as myelin expression factor 2-like. Gene Ontology annotation, cellular component: cytoplasm; ribonucleoprotein complex; nucleus. The record is from RefSeq and is a predicted model, not a curated record. NCBI's taxonomy places the organism in Eukaryota, Metazoa, Chordata, Hyperoartia, Petromyzontiformes, Petromyzontidae. Gene Ontology annotation, molecular function: mRNA binding.
AUGUAAUGAUAUUCCAGUUCUUGUCUAUGCCAUAAGAAAAGAUUCGAUUUCGCAUGAUUUUCCUCUUAUCUACACAGGGGUGCUACACUUUACUACGUACUCUGCUUGAAUGAUGUUUGUCACAGGCUAAUAAAAAAUAAUGUGAAAAUCACAUUUUAAUAUUGUGUUUCUUGGAGCCAAUCAUUGCUGACCAGGAUUAGACCAUCAGCUUGUUUUUCCUGAACACGGUUUAAUUAUAUGUGGCUGGCCAGAUUUGAACACGGGAUAUCAGUGGUAUUACCACGGGCACCUUGAAAGAGUCUUAGCCCCCUAAGCCACCUACACCACAAAGCAAACCUUGAAUCUCCUGUCAACCCAUAUAGCUCGAAUUUAUAAACAACAUUUGUGUAUAAUAUAGCUUGCAUAUAUCACAUCUCAUGCACUGGUCAGUCUGUACCUGUAUAUUGAACGUUGGUGUUGCAAGGAUUGUGAACCAGGUGCUGCGUGAUGAGUGCGGUAAGGAUGGUUGAUUGUAAUGUAACACCGCGUGGUAGGGAAUCGGUAUGUUUCUUUGUGGACUGGGCCACAGGACUCUAAAACCAAGGUGGUGAUAAGCACACGUAACAAAAAAACGAAUUGACUCUUGGCACUGAUGUACACAGAUGAACACAAAUACUCACCACCUUCAUUAUUAGUACUAGGUCGUGAUUUAAAAAAAUAUACAUUUGGCUUACAGUAUGAAGGCGGGACCUUUUUCUGAGCAGGCAACAACAUGAGGUUAUGAAGGGACAUUUUUGAAUUAUGCUAGGACUAUUAGACUGCAUUGGUUAUUUUCACACUAGUUUAAUCUUAAGAUUGUCUGGGUGUGGAGAGAGUGCAAAUGUAAUAAUGUUACAGAUCAUUCAUCUCGCCAUUUUGUCGACAUACCAUUGUCUGACCAAUUUAUAAAGAAAAAGUUACGGAUGCAGUUUACAGCCUAUUUACAAACUAUGCAUGACAUGGUAAACCACUAGUCUGUGCACCGGCAAUGGAGGAAUGGCAAAACUACUGUCCUGCAGCUCUAUUAUGGCUUGCAGACCUCAACAUUGGUAUUUUGCUACUGAACCGGCGUUUGCGCACGUGAGCACAAAGUGCCUCGACCGUCCGCGCACCAUGGAGCCACGGGGCUCUGUCCUGUACAUUGACGUUGCUGUGGCGUUUUGCAGCAUUGUGGAGUUCAAGGACGUCGACCACGUGAAGAAGGCUGUUGAGAUCAUGAACAAGCACCUGCUUGAUGGCCGCACGCUCAAUGUCAAAGAGGACCCCAACGGGGAGCUGGCUCGCAGGGCCUUUCAGAAGAUGGGUGGCGGCAUGGGCCCCGCCGGGAACAUGGGCCCCAGGCAUGACGACAUGAUGAUGAUGGGUCCACCCAUGGGCCGAGGCCUCGGCGGCAUGGGGGGAGGUCCCGGGGGCAUGGGAGGAGGCCCCGGGGGCAUGGGGGGAGGCCCCGGGGGCAUGGGGGGAGGCCCCGGGGGCAUGGGGGGAGGCCCCGGGGGCAUGGGGGGAGGCCCCGGGGGCAUGGGGGGAGGCCCCGGGGGCAUGGGAGGGAUCGGAGGCCCCGGAGGGAUGGGCGGGAUGGGCGGGAUGGGUGGAAUGAGUGGGAUGGGCGGACCUGGCAUCAUGGGAGGCCCCAUGCCCAUGUCGGGGCCCGGCGGUGGCAUGAGGGGCGGCAUGGAUGGCCCCGGCGGCAUGGGCGGCAUGGGCAGCAUCUCCGGCAUGGGCGGACCGCUGGGGGGCCAUUCCGGCAUGGGCGGCGGUGGGCCCGGCGCCGGGAUGGGUACGGAGCUGCCGUCCUCGGGCAGCGGGGGCCCCGUCAACAUCCCCAUAAGCAUGCGCAACAACCCCAACAUCCCGCCCGAGCUCCUCAACGCCUUGCAGUCGGGCCGCCUCGGCACCACGGUCUUCGUGACAAACUUGGACUACAAGGUGGGCUGGAAGAAGAUCAAGGAGGUGUUUGGCAUGGCGGGGGUGGUGAAGCGCGCCGAGAUCAAGGAGGACAAAGAAGGCCGCAGCCGCGGCAUGGGUGUCAUUAUCUACGAGCAGCCCGUGGAGGCGCUGCAGGCCAUCUCCAUGUUCAACGGUCAAUUGCUUUUUGAGCGGCAGAUGCACGUUAAGAUGGAUGACCGCUCGCUGCCCAAGGACGAUUUCCUCCCAGCUGACAAGCAAGCACAGCUUCCCCAUGGGCUUGGCGGAAUUGGCAUGGGCCUGGGUCCCGGAGGUCAACCGAUUGACGCGACUCGGAUUGGCUCCAUGGGAAGUGCUGGGCCUGCAGGCCUCGACUCUAGCCCCGGGUAUGGAGCCAUGGACAGGAUGGGCGGCCUUGGUGGGGGCUCUGGCUCUGGUGGAGGAGGCUAUGGCGGCGGCCUGGGUGGCAUGGGUAAUGCAGGCGGCUUGGGCCAGCUUGGGGGAAUGGGUGGCAUGGAUGGCUACCGGGGCGGCAUGGGCAGCAACAUGCCUAGCAGUCUGCCGACUGGCACGGGCCUCGGCAUGGGAGGCGGCGGGAUGGGCGCCGUGGGCAUGGGCGGUGCCGGCAUGGGAGUCGGGGCCAUGGGUUCGGGCUCCUCGGGGAUCGGUCACAUGGGAGGCAACAUGGUGCCAAUGGGAGCGGGGAUGGGUGGUCUAGGCAUGGGCGGCAUGGGCCUGGGCAGCAUCGGCAGCUCCAUGGAUCGCCUGGGUAGCAUGGGCAACGUUGGCGGUGGUGGCGGCGGCGGCCCCGGCAUGGGCCACCACGGCCACGGCUUGGGCGCGGUGCUGGACAUGGAUCGUGGUUCCGGGGCUGGCGGUGGUGCCGGGAUCUACGGCCUGCCCCGCGACAGGGACGGCUACGGAGGGGGUGUGGGCAACAUGGGCGCCAGCGGGCUUGGGGGCAUGCCGCUCGACCGCAUGGACCGCCGCGGGUGCCAGAUCUUCGUCAGGAAUCUGGCCUUUGACUUGAGUUGGCAAAAAUUGAAGGAGACCUUCAGCCAGUGUGGCCAGGUGAUGUUUGCGGACAUCAAGAAGGAGAACGGGCGGUCGAAGGGCUGCGGCACAGUGCGGUUCGAUUCGCCCGAGGUCGCUGAGAAGGCCUGCCACAUGUUGAACGGCAUUCGCAUCAACGGGCGUGAAAUCGACGUGCGCAUCGACAAAAACGUCUAAGUCUCCCCCUCCUCCCUUUCCUCCCUGUCGCCCCCUUCCCUGACACAUCACCAUCUCACCCAUCACCAUCUCACCCGUGCCUGCAACGUGACCGCCCUCCUCCCACCCCACAAAGACCUCGACGCAACCUCGUGUGUUUCCUUCAGCCAGCGGUGGUGACCUUGAAUCUCCCGUACACGGCCAACUUAGUCCUCGCAACUACUGUAGAUUUUGGCGGUUUUUCGCUGCGUUGCUUAACGAAGUGUUUUCGGAUCGUACCGCAUGUCGCUCUGCUCGGUGUCGUGACGUUUUGCAGUCCUGGAAGCGAGAGAAGGUCCCAGCACGUGAGGCGAAACUUUGGGCAUCGUGUGCCAACUGACCUCAAAACACCUCCGAGAAAUUGACGACGUAUUUGGACGAGAUUUUUCUGAGACGGAGAAAAUUCAUUUAAGACUUUAAUUUGCGUUUAACAGAGAUGUUAGUAAUAUGAUACAAUUGCUUAUUAACCUCGCCAACAAUCAGAAUAAUAAAAUGUAAUUUACAGUUUAUUGGUGAUGCAUUGGAAACACGAUUGUGUUUUUUGUUAAAAAUUUAUUUUUAAACCGUUAAUGUACAUUGGGGUUGUAGCUUCGAUAACGUAGAUUUUUUUUUUACUCUUGUCGUCGGAUAUAAGUAGGUGGGUGUGGUUUUUAAUUGUUAAUAAACAAUACAUUACUCGCCCAUGUAAGGACUAUUCAUAAUAAAUCCUGCAGAAGCUACGGAUUGCCGCUGAUGGUGAUGGGCUAUUCCACACAGCUUGUAUUUACAUCUCAUUGCACAACUGCAUUAUAAUUCAAGUGUGCAACAUGACAAUAUGCAAACUUAACACCUAACUGCUGUCCGCACCUUAGAUUCUUUUGGUUGGCUACGUACGGUGCAAAGGAGGUUCUACAUUCAUACGUAAUUUCAUACAUACUUAACAGUUAAUGCCGCAAAAUAUUAACAUUCCUUUCCACUGCAGUGACGUGCUGUGCAGUAUAUAUUAAAUAAUUUGCAUAAAUAACUUUUCACUGCUUGGGAAUUGCCAUCAAUUGUGUAGGGAGUAGACACCUUAAAAGACUGACGAUGAACACGAAAAAACCGGUGAAGUGACCCACCACUCCCAGCGUGUUUCCUUUCAAGCCGAGUUGACCCCAGCAGGGAUCCACAGAACUGUUUUGCGCGCAGCUGCAGCCAAGGUGGCGGCACUUUUCAAAUGAGUCGCUCGGGCGGAGGGGGGGUGGCGAGAAAACGGCCUCGUGUUUGCCGCACGUUGGUCUAUGUGGAAACUUAGGAUGACGUGGUAUUACAAAAAUAACCGUUCACCUCCUACUUUGCCCCAUUGUGCUCGUUACAGCCCUUUGUCAAUUCACUGCUGGCUAAAGGCCUUGCCCACACCAUGUGUGUCGCGGGGGAGAUUUUUGACCGUACUUCAAAUGUAGAUGUCCUGUUUGCUGCAACCCGAAUGUUACGCAUGCGGUGGAAGAUAUUCCCUCGUGAGCUUUGGUUUUAAAAUCACAGCCAAUGGCCCCUUUCCUCCCCAUUGUUAAAUGACCGAUCCCUCGUUUGAUCUAAGUUAUUUUGAUGGUAAGUCUGAUUUGUACUGCAGGAGCUGAUUUGGAAAGGAUGUGGAAUGUUCUGAAAAAGUUAUUUUAAGUUCCCAGAGUCCAGUUUGCAAUGAUGUGUGAAAUGUCAGUUUUAGUAAUAAAACAUUUUUUAAUUUC